AUGGCCACCAACGGAACAAACGGAACUCAUGCCGGCAACGUACCCCGCCGCCCCAUCCGCAUCGCCGGCUGCUCGGCGGGUGUCUACGACCGCAAGCGUGCAUUGCACGACCUCGCCAAGAACGAAGACCCCGACGUGAUCACGGGUGACUGGAUGUCCGAGUGCAACAUGACCUGGCGCGGCGCCGACAAGCAGGAGCGCCUGGCUGGCGGCGACACAGCCAAGGUGUCGUCUACCACUGGCUUCGAGCCGUCGUUUGUACAGAAGCUUGACCCUGCGAUCCCUUGGCUGGCAAGGCGCGGCAUCAAGGUGGCCGUCAACGCAGGCGCCAGCGACGUGGCUGGUCUUGCCGACGCUGUGCGCGGCCUGUGCACCAAGCACGGUGUUGCGCUCAAGGUCGGUUAUGUCGACGGUGACGAUGUCACAGAGGCUUUUAUGAAGCUGUAUAACAAGGGUGCGUUCUUCUUGAAUUUUCUUCUUCUUUUUGGUCCUCGCUUCGCUCGAAUUUUUAUACUCGUAGUGCUGCUAACUCGUAUCCUUGCUUCGGUCGGAUGCUCGGAUGCAGGCGAACCCUUCUUAAGCCUCCCGCAAAACAAGGCCAUCCAAGACUGGGGCUUUCAACCUCUCGCGGCCCAGUGCUACCUCGGCGGAUCGGGCGUCGCCGCCUGCUUUGCCGCUGGCGCUGAUAUUGUCGUCUGCGGCCGUGUCUCCGACGCCAGCCUUGCCGUCGGUGCCGCCAUGUGGUGGCACGGCUGGACGCGCGAAACGCAUGUCGACGAGCUCGCCAGUGCCCUCAUGGUCGGUCACCUUAUCGAAUGCGGCACAUACGCCACUGGUGGCUAUUAUUCCGGGUUCAAGGCGUUCGGCAGGAAACGCACAGAUUUCGGGUACCCCAUUGCCGCCAUUGACCACAAGGGCGAGGCCGUCAUCAGCAUGGAGCGCGGCCGCCACGGCACGGUCAAUACCGGCACCAUCACGAGCCAGCUGUUGUACGAAAUCCAGGGUCCGCUGUACUACAACUCGGACGUUACCGCGCAGAUCGAUGGCAUCACCUUCACGCAGGUAGGCGACAACCAGGUCCACAUCGGCGGUGUUAAGGGCCUGCCGCCACCGCCUACCACGAAAGUCGGCGUCACCGCGCACGGCGGUUACCAGGCCGAGUUUCACUUCUACAUCACGGGGCUGGACGUGGCCGAAAAGGCCGCCAUGAUGGAAGAGCAGAUCCGUGAGCUGAUUGGCAAUGAUAUCGACAAGUUUUCGGCGCUGAAAUUUCAGCUCGCGGGAGGCGUGCCGUCUGACCCGGAGUCGCAGGAGGCGGCCACUGUUGAUUUCCGCGUUGUCGCCCAAUCGCCGCAUGCCGACCUCUUGUCCGGUGACAUGGUCGGCGCCGACCGCGGCACGUUUGCCAGCUACUGCAUCGAGAACUUGUCGCAAGGAUACCCAGGUAGCACCAUGGCGAUCGACAUGCGCGCAUCGGUCGGCCGGCCAUACUUUGAGUACUGGGCGUGCCUCAUGUCGCAGGAGUUCGUGACGGAAACGGCGCACUUACCUGACGGGACGGCCGUUGUUAUUCCACCGCCAGACCCGGCCACCACACGGGAGUAUGCGCGCGAACAGCCCAGCGGCGACACGGCCAACCCCGUCACCGACCUCGUCGCGGCUUUUGGCCCAACGACACGUGCGCCUCUCGGUUACGUCGUGCUGGGUCGCUCGGGUGACAAGUCGUCGAAUGCCAACGUCGGCUUCUUUGUGCGCAACGAUGACGAAUGGGACUGGCUGCGGACGCUGCUGAAUGUGGGUAAGCUGCGUGAGUUGCUCGGCAAGGACGACAUCGGCAAGCAGAUCGACCGCUUUGAGCUGCCGAAACUGCGUGCCGUCCACUUCUUGUUGAAAGACCAUCUGGACAGAGGCUUCAACUCCACCACCGGCUUCGACAGUCUUGGUAAGAAUCUCUGCGAGUACCUCCGUUCCAAGCACGUCGACAUCCCCAACAAGUUCCUGGAGCGUGGGCGUAUUUGA
This is a messenger RNA of Sporothrix schenckii 1099-18, 2019 nucleotides long. RefSeq lists its product as uncharacterized. Lineage: Eukaryota; Fungi; Ascomycota; Sordariomycetes; Ophiostomatales; Ophiostomataceae. The coding region runs from base 1 to 2019 and encodes 672 amino acids. The transcript has a single exon. The record is from RefSeq and is a predicted model, not a curated record.